Molecule: messenger RNA, 2065 nt
Organism: Amyelois transitella
Lineage: Eukaryota; Metazoa; Arthropoda; Insecta; Lepidoptera; Pyralidae
Exons: 3
Coding region: 249-1304 (351 amino acids)
Source: RefSeq, a predicted model, not a curated record
AAGCUACAGUUACACAUGCUCAUUACUAGCACGAAAGCAUGCCACUAUUGAGCAAUUGCUACUUAGUGGUAUGUGUGUCGAAACAUUGCUAAUAAUUAGCAUGCUAAUUACGAGUAUGCUCAAAAAUCGACGGCCGUGCGAUUUUUGGGCAUGCUACCUGCGGCGCGGGUGGAAGGGGGCGUGCUUUUAGCGCGUGUAAACAGGUUUGCUUAUUGAGCAUGCUAGUAGCGAUCAGUCGUUCACAGUAGAUGCGCGUGCACAAUUUCUCGCCAAAAAUGUCUCGCUGGGGCGAUGAAAAAACGUUGAAAUUUGUAAUUUUAUAUCGGAACAACGAGUGCCUAUGGAAUCCGCAUAUACCACAGUACAAAAACAAUAUUGCAAGAAAUAAUGCAUAUCAAGAUUUAUUAACCAACAUGGACGAUCCUACUUUGACUGUGAAAAUUAUAAAAUCAAAAAUCAAGAACUUGAGGUCCGUUUACCACAGCGAAUUAAAAAAAAUUGAGAAUUCCAAGCGAUCCGGUUCUGGUGCCGCUACUGUGUACAACCCAUCUAUGUCCUGGUUUCACGAAAUGCAUUCUUUCCUUGGAGACACUGGCGAUUACAGGGACCCUAUUUCUAUGGAAUUGAUACAAGACAGAGACGAGCCAUCGCAAGAUUCACAACCAAGUGACGCUGUUUCAUAUUCAAACUCGUUGACGCCGCAAUCGAUGAAUGUGUUAUCACCCUCUCCUAGUCCAACUACAGAAGAUCGAUCACAAUCGCGUUCAUCUAAUAACUCAUCAACACGACGUAGAAAAAGAAGCUUACAAGAAGAACCCAUUACAUAUGCUCUCGAUCGUUUACAAAAUAUUAGUUCUGCUAUAAAUGCACCGCCUAAUUACGACGAAUUCCAUUAUUUUGCUCAAAAUGUUGCAGCUCAAUUGCGAACUCUACCAUUGUACGACGCAUUAGAUGUACAACAUGAGAUCCAAACAAUUCUGACUGCAGCAAGACGUCGACGCCAGUACCCAAAUUUGUCUCCCUUUACACAAACAAUGACUUUCAUACCUCCCAGUACAAACACAAAUACAGUCACUUACACACCUCCUACUACAAACACACAGACAAUGACUUUCAUACCUCCCAGUACAAACACAAAUACAGUCACUUACACUCCUCCUACUACAAACACACAGACAAUGACUUUCAUACCUCCCAGUACAAACACAAAUACAGUCACUUACACACUUCCUUACGCGUUAUCCCAAUCAGAUUCUACUGUCUCUGAAGAAGAUUUGUUGAACAAAGCAUGGAAAAUGUGUUAAAGUUAAAUUUAGUUUAGUAAGUUUUUAAUCUAGAUUUUAAACAAUAAAUACUUGAUUUAAACUAAUAAUCACUGGUUUACUUUACUUACCCGCAUAUAAUCCUUCAGAACAUUGUAUAUUGCAUCACACACUUCAGGUAUAAAUAGAGAUAUAGUAGACCUUGCAACUCUGUGAAGUGCUUCUAAUGUGUAUAACGAAUCUCCAGUUGCUAGAUACCUCAAUGUCACUUCCAGUUUCACUUUUGGUGGAAUAGCAUUUCGCAUGUGUGUAUCUUGUUUCUUUAUAGCGCUUUCAACUUUAGAUAGUAACUCGUCAAACUGAUGCGGUAACAUGCGCAAAUGAUUUUUGUAACCAUCAAUAUCUUCUUCUCGCAUUUCUACUAGCAAUCGAGUACUUGCUCCAAGUUGUUCCCUUCUACUUAGCCAAUCACGGACCCAAAUCUUCCUAUUCCUUUUACAUUGGUUUUUUCUCUUUCUACCUGAGAGAAGUCUUCGGAUGCAUUGCAACGAUAGCAAAAGAAUAACUUUAUUAAGCUCCGUACGGAUGGUUGUUUCAUCGUCCAUGGUUUUGUUUGAACUAACAAAGAGCAUGCUAAAAUCGCAUUUGUGUUGGAGUGUUUGCUUUGAGCAUGCUUAUUUAGUAGCAUACUUAAAACUAGCAUGCUUAUUGCUAGCAAAUGUAAACAGUUCAUAAGCAUACUCAUAUUAAGCAUACUAAUAGCACGUUUUUUAGCAUGCUAGUAAUGAGCAUGUGUAACUGUA